Molecule: messenger RNA, 1670 nt
Organism: Brassica oleracea var. oleracea
Lineage: Eukaryota; Viridiplantae; Streptophyta; Magnoliopsida; Brassicales; Brassicaceae
Product: 1-aminocyclopropane-1-carboxylate synthase 8
Exons: 4
Coding region: 130-1539 (469 amino acids)
Biological process (GO): amino acid metabolic process; biosynthetic process
Molecular function (GO): pyridoxal phosphate binding; transaminase activity
Source: RefSeq, a predicted model, not a curated record
CCUACAACACUCACAAUCCAAUCAAAACACCAACUUUUUGUUCUCUCUCUCAAAUCCUUGUUUCCAUAUCUACGUUCUCUCUCUCCCUCCAUUUUAUUCUCUUACACUCUCGCUCUCUAGAGCUAAACAAUGGGUCUAUUGUCAAGAAAAGUUACUUGCAACGCUCAUGGCCAAGAUUCUUCGUACUUUUUGGGUUGGGAGGAAUACGAGAAGAACCCUUACGAUGACAUCAAGAACCCAGACGGCAUUAUCCAGAUGGGUCUCGCAGAAAAUCAGUUAUCUUUCGAUCUUAUUGAAGCAUGGCUUGCCAAGAACCCGGAAGCGGCAAACUUCGAAAGAGAAGGCCAAUCUAUUUUCCGGGAACUAGCUCUUUUCCAAGACUAUCAUGGCCUGCCUUCCUUCAAGAAGGCCAUGGCGGAUUUCAUGUCGGAAAAUAGAGGAAACCGAGUUUCUUUUGAUCCGAAAAAGCUUGUCCAAACCGCGGGUGCUACUUCGGCUAAUGAAACUCUGAUGUUCUGUCUCGCGGAUCCUGGAGACGCUUUCUUGCUUCCUACUCCAUAUUAUCCAGGAUUUGAUAGGGAUUUGAAAUGGAGAACCGGAGCUGAGAUCGUACCGAUCCAGUGCACGAGUGCAAACGGAUUCCGCAUCACUAAAUCCGCACUCGAAGAAGCCUACGAGCAAGCUCAAAAGCUUAACCUAAAAGUUAAAGGAGUCCUUAUAACCAACCCAUCUAACCCGUUGGGUACUACGACAACACGAACCGAACUAAACCAUCUCUUAGACUUCGUGUCACGUAAGAAUAUACAUUUGAUAAGCGACGAGAUCUACUCGGGUACCGUUUUCACUUCUCCUGGAUUCAUCAGCGUCAUGGAAGUCCUCAAAGAGAAAAAGCUCGAAAACACCGAUGUUUCUAAACGUGUCCACAUCGUUUACAGUUUGUCUAAAGAUCUAGGCCUGCCUGGUUUUCGCGUUGGAGUUAUUUACUCUAACGAUGAUAUUGUUGUCGAUGCAGCGACAAAAAUGUCCAGUUUCGGUCUAAUCUCUUCUCAAACGCAAUACCUCUUAUCAGCAUUGUUAUCCGACAAAAACUUCACCAAGAACUACCUCAGAGAGAACCAAAUUCGACUCAAAAAGCGGCACAUGAAGCUCGUGUCGGGUCUAGAGGCUGCGGGCAUCGAGUGUCUCAAGAGCAACGCCGGACUCUUUUGUUGGGUCGACAUGAGACACCUGCUGAGUUCUAACACGUUUGAGGCCGAGAUUGAGCUAUGGAAAAAGAUCGUUUACGAGGUUAAGCUUAACAUCUCUCCCGGUUCUUCAUGCCAUUGCAACGAACCGGGUUGGUUUAGGGUUUGUUUCGCGAAUAUGAGCGAGGAAACACUAAAGGUUGCGAUGAAUAGAUUGAAGAUGUUCGUUGAUGGACCGUCAUCUAGUACAAGAAGUCAAAGUGAACAUCAAAGACUGAAGAGGUUAAGGAAGAUGAAAGUCUCUAACUGGGUUUUCCGGCUAUCGUUUCAGGAUCGAGAGCCCGAGGAACGGUAGUCUGUUUUUUUCAUUUAAUCAUGGUGUAAUAAAUAUGAUAUUUAGGUCACUAUUUAUGUGUGAUUGUCCGUCAUAUGUAUUUUUAUCAUAAUUUUAUAUUUUGGUAUAGUUUUAGAGAGAAAGUUCACUCU